Molecule: messenger RNA, 717 nt
Organism: Helobdella robusta
Lineage: Eukaryota; Metazoa; Annelida; Clitellata; Rhynchobdellida; Glossiphoniidae
Exons: 2
Coding region: 1-717 (238 amino acids)
Source: RefSeq, a predicted model, not a curated record
AUGAAGAGAGCGAUGCGAACAAUCACACUUUCCAAAGCUCAAUCCCAUUCACAACCGCUAUUCGCCACGCACGACAAGCAAUCUGACUUUCGAUCAAAUGAGUACAUAUCACGCGACAAAAUUCAUCGACAAACAAUUGACUGUCAAACAAAUUCAGCGGUUCUGCACUCAGUUCGGUUAGAUUUUAAUGACAAUAAUAAUGACAAUAAUAAAGACAAUAUCAAGGCAACUGUGACGCCAGUAAAAAUACUAACAAUAGUUGUUCUAUUUUCGAUAAAUUGCCGACAACAAUGUCAUUGGUGUUUUCUUGACAAUCCUACUCUUCUCCUUCUUGUUACUUCUUUAGUCUUAACUAGGAUUGGUAACUCGUUCUACUGUGGUUUUUCUCAUUCUACGCUCUAUCCGUUAAGCAAAGCAUUUGGAAGGAGACCAUACUUUGGUUUUUCUCAUUUUACGCUCUAUCCGUUAAGCAAAGCUUUUGGAAGGAGACCAUACUUUGGUUUUUCUCAUUUUACGCUCUAUCCGUUAAGCAAAGCUUUUGGAAGGAGACCAUACUUUGGUUUUUCUCAUUUUACGCUCUAUCCGUUAAGCAAAGCUUUUGGAAGGAGACCAUACUUUGGUUUUUCUCAUUUUACGCUCUAUCCGUUAAGCAAAGCUUUUGGAAGGAGACCAUACUUUGUAGAGUAUUGUAGGAUUUUACCGAAUUGUUGGCAUUAA